GAAUACACUCUCAAUUCAAUUCGAUUUCGAUUUCGACGGUGUCUGAAAUUUAAAUUUUGUGUCUCUAGAAAGCCUGACUCAGAUUUAAAAAUAGUUGCGAAGACUGACAACAAAAACGGUCAAAUACGUCGAAAAACUUGAUCGUUUUGCCACGGUUCUUUUUACAACGGUUUGUCAACGGGGUUCCUAUUUUCCACAAUGGAUCCAGCCCAGUCCUGCGAGUUUGAUUUCAAGUCAUCCGCUUUUACAAAUAAACUUUUGUUUAAGAACUGUUCCAGCGUACUAACGGGUCCGGUGGAAUCAAAAAAGUUUUUUGGAACAACAACUCAUUCGUCUACAAUUGUUUCCUGGCAUUACAUAGUUCAACUGGGAGCAGUCAAUACAACAAUUGAGGUAAUUGUUGAUUCAGUCUCGAAUAUCAAGUCGCAAUUGCAUGGAGAAUUGCAAUUCUACCAUCCAAAUGUGGGUAGGUACAUGACAUCCGGAAUCAUCAAGGCCGGCUCGCGGAUUGGAGAUGAAUUAAAAAUAUCUCUGGAUUCUACCAGGAGUUAUCUCAUUCAGGGCGGCAUUGAUUUAACGCUGUCGAUUCACGAACUAGCUCAGGAAGACGUUCAACAGCCAAUCCAGCCAACGGUUCCACUCCCGGAUUCACAGCUUCUAGACCAUUUCGCGGUUCUGCUAGAAAGCGAAAAGUUCACCGACGUUACGAUAAUCGUCGGAAAGAAGGAAUUUCUCGCCCACAAGGCCAUUUUGGCGGCACGCAGUCCGAUUUUUGCGGCCAUGUUUGAGCACGAGAUGCAGGAAUCCAAAGAAAACCGGGUCACAAUCGAGGACGUUAAGCCGCGGGUUUUCCAGGAAGUACUGCGAUUCAUCUACACCGGAAUCGUUAAGGAACUGGAUCAACUUGCCAACGAGUUGCUGGCCGUUGCCGAUAAAUAUGCUCUGGACAAACUCAGGACACUCUGCGAGGAACAACUGGGAUCGACGCUGUCUGUGGAAACGGUUACGAGGACGCUCUACCUCGCCGAUUUGCACCACGCGGAGCAGCUGAAGCAGCAGGCAGUGCAGUUUAUCUCACUGAACAUUAAGGCCAUUCCAGCGGCGGACUGGCAAUCCAUCAUCGCCACAAACCCGGCGUUGGCCGCUCAAAUGUUUGCCCAAAUGGCACGAUUGAAUUAGGGAUGGGAAGUUUAGCAUUGAAGGGCAAUGCAUCGUCGCUACUGAGCAAUAAAAUCAUCAAAAACUUCAA
This is a messenger RNA of Culex pipiens pallens (northern house mosquito), 1249 nucleotides long. Its product is annotated as speckle-type POZ protein-like. Gene Ontology annotation, biological process: regulation of proteolysis; proteasome-mediated ubiquitin-dependent protein catabolic process. Gene Ontology annotation, molecular function: ubiquitin protein ligase binding. NCBI's taxonomy places the organism in Eukaryota, Metazoa, Arthropoda, Insecta, Diptera, Culicidae. The record is from RefSeq and is a predicted model, not a curated record. Gene Ontology annotation, cellular component: nucleus; cytoplasm. The transcript has 2 exons. Bases 199 to 1179 code for a protein of 326 amino acids.